CAAACGAGUUACUUUUAUUCGUAUAGUAUAAAAUAGGCGAGAACAAUUUAAAAUGUAUCACUCACUGUUCAUACACGACAGAGAAAACUAACAAAAUGUUCUCCAAAUUAGUGGCCCUUUGUGCGUUCGUGGCAGUUUCCCAGGCUGGUCUCUUGCCUGAGCCACACUACUCCCACGCCGAAGCCGUCUCAUCCCAAAGCAUCGUGCGUCACGAUGAACAGCCCUAUCACUCCGCCAAGUUGAUCGCCGCUCCCGUCGCCAAGCUGGCUGUCGCCGCCCCCGUCGCCUACCAUGCCGCCCCCGCUCCCGUUGUCUACCACCACGCCGCUCCUGCGCCCGUCGCCUACCACGCUGCUCCCGCCGUCCACUACGCCGCCCCCAUUGCUAAAGUCGUCGCUCACCACGAGGAAGAAAUCAGCAUUGUGCGCCACGACCAGCCCCAGGCCGUGACCCACAAGCUGGUGUCUGCCCCCGUCGCCUACCACGCCGCUCCCGCCCACGUCGCCUACCACGCCGCUCCCGCUCCCGUGACCUACCACGCUGCUCCCGCCCCCAUCGCCUACCAUGCUGCGCCUGCCGCCGUUCACUACGCCGCCCCCGUAGCUAAAGUUGUUGCCCACCACGAGGAAGAAAUUGCUCACCCCAAAUACGAGUACACUUACUCGGUGGCUGAUGGACACACCGGCGACAACAAGUCCCAGCAGGAGACCCGCGACGGAGAUGUCGUGAAGGGCUCUUACUCUUUCCACGAGGCUGACGGCUCCAUCCGCACCGUGGAGUACACCGCUGAUGACCACAACGGCUUCAACGCGGUGGUGCAUAACAACGCCCCCACGAACGCGCCUGCCGUCCUCAAGGCCGCUCCAGUCAUCGUCAAGACUGUGCCCGUCUACGCCGCUCCCACUUACUACCACUACUAAGCUACACAGUAAAAUUGAUACCAAAGAAGACAGAGUUGAAGCAGGAGUGUUUGUUGAAUAUUUAUUUAUUUCAUGCAAUACAUGAAAAGUGUCAAAAAUUAAA
Cydia splendana is the source of this 1023-nucleotide messenger RNA. RefSeq names its product cuticle protein 8-like. The coding region runs from base 96 to 920 and encodes 274 amino acids. NCBI's taxonomy places the organism in Eukaryota, Metazoa, Arthropoda, Insecta, Lepidoptera, Tortricidae. The transcript is spliced from 4 exons. The record is from RefSeq and is a predicted model, not a curated record. Gene Ontology annotation, cellular component: extracellular matrix.